Messenger RNA from Pyricularia grisea, 957 nucleotides. RefSeq lists its product as uncharacterized. NCBI's taxonomy places the organism in Eukaryota, Fungi, Ascomycota, Sordariomycetes, Magnaporthales, Pyriculariaceae. The coding region runs from base 1 to 957 and encodes 318 amino acids. The record is from RefSeq and is a predicted model, not a curated record. The transcript has a single exon.
AUGGCGGAAUCAACUUCUUCUCCGCCCAGCAGUGGCGUGGGGGACGUCGAGGAGCCGCAAGGGAUUGACGAAGAUGUAACAAUGGCUAUAGAUUAUUGCCCAACCGGACCAGCUCUAACUGAGCCACUUAUUCCUGAUAGGAUCCCACCACAUCCCCCGGAAAUGCGGAGUAUUAUCAGGAGGCUGAGAAGACAGGACCUACAGCUUCAAUCUAGUCAUAUGUCGCCGGACUCCCCACCAUCAGAAGGCGAGAUGUCAGUAGCAGGAUCUGUUUUGGACUACAGAGAUAAGUACCAAGAAGGAUGUCAAGGUACAGAAGGCUGUACGUCGGAUGCAUCCUCUUCAACUCUUUUCCCGAAGUGGAUGGAGCAACAGAACGUCCAAUUAGAUCUGGACGCGGGCCACAUGAGUAGCUCUGGCCCCAGGGUCCGAGGCAUCGUUGAAUAUACGGUUACCUCCGCAAACCUCGCGCCAUCGUGGACCACAACACCUGCUUCGCCCAGCCUCGGAGGUCCGACUCCCGGGAUUAACGGGCCUGGCAUCCUAGUACCAGACACAUGCAAGUCUGGAACCGAUAUCGCGAGCGACGACAGUCUGCUGCCUGGCAAAUUCGACCUCACCGCAGAUCUCACCCCUGAAUUGCCAACUAGUGGCCUCCAGGCCAUGAUGAUACACGCAAAAUUGCGAGCAUCUUUGCCGAGAUUAGCGAGCGGUGUGAACCGGAGGGAUCUUGUGCGAUUCCAUCUCUCGGAUGAGGUCGCUCAGCACUGCUCCAGUCGAGUCCUGAACCGGGUUUACAAACCCGCGCGGACGCGAGUUCGAGGGAAAGUGCCUGCUCGCAAGCCAGCCGCAACACCGUCGGGUGCCGGUGAAAAAGGCUCAGCUGCAAGGCCUACGCCAUCAGUGAACGACAAAGGGUCUCCGUCUAUGGAGACAGGAGGAGCUGCUGCUCUUUAA